Messenger RNA from Peronospora matthiolae, 2235 nucleotides. NCBI's taxonomy places the organism in Eukaryota, Oomycota, Peronosporomycetes, Peronosporales, Peronosporaceae. The record is from the annotation of a GenBank genome assembly.
AUGGUGUUUCCGCCGCUCUUGCUCGCGCGUCACCUGGCGCUGUCGUCCACCCGCGCGCUGUCGUCGAGCGCAGCCACGUGGGGCGCGUUCGUGACCAUGGAAAUGCGUCCGAACGGCGUCGCGGUCGUGCGAUUGGACGAUAAGGCGGCCAAAGUCAACACGAUUUCGUCGAAGAUGACGGCCGAGCUGACGGCGAUGCUGGACACAGUGGAGAGCGACCCGAAGAUCAAGUCGGUGGUGCUCAUCUCGGCCAAGCCGGGCGUGUUUAUCGCCGGCGCGGACAUUGCCGAGCUGAGCGCGUGCAAGACAGAAGAAGAAAUGCGCGCGCUGUCGAGCGCUGGUCAGAGCUUUAUGGACCGUCUGGCAAGUUCUCGGAAACCGUUUGUUGCAGCGAUCGAAGGUUCGUGUAUGGGCGGAGGUCUUGAAGUUGCGCUUGCGUGUCACUACCGAGUCGCGGCCCAGAGCAAGAAGACGCAGUUGGCGCUGCCAGAAGUGAUGCUGGGGCUUUUGCCGGGUGCGGGUGGCACGCAACGACUGCCGAAGCUUGUGGGAAUUCAAGCCGCACUGGAUAUGAUGCUUACGGGCAAGAACGUGAAGCCGGACAAGGCGCUGAAGAUGGGGCUUGUGAAUCAAGUCGCAGACGUGUAUGCGCUCGAGAGCGCGGCGGUGGAAGCGGCAGAACAACUGGCAGACGGGCGACUGAAGCAGGCGAAGUCGAAGAAGAAGAGUCUGGUGAACCGCGUAUUGGAAGACACGCCAUUACGUCAAGUAGUGUUUAAAAAGGCUGCAGAGAUGGUGGAGAAGAAGACAGGCGGGCAUUACCCUGCACCGAAGAUGAUUCUUGAAGCAGUUCAAGCAGGUGUCGAGAAUGGACUCGAGAAGGGAUUGGAGGUCGAAGCGACCAACUUUGCUAAGCUGGGCAUGACGAGCGAAGCCAAAGCGCUCAUGAGCAUCUUUUUUGGACAGACUGCACUCAAGAAGAAUCGCUAUGGCAAGCCUGUUAAGCCUGUGGAGAAAAUGGCGGUGAUUGGUGCUGGGCUAAUGGGUGCAGGAAUCGCACAAGUCUCGGCUGCGAAGGGCGUCCGUGUGUUGCUGAAAGAUCGCGAUGCUGUCGCUGCUGCUAAGGGGGAAGACUAUGUGCGCAGCAAUUUGGAGCAGAAGGUGAAGCGUAAACGCAUGAGCACUUAUGAUCGAGACGCUGUGAUGGCAAAUGUCGUGCCGCUAUCGGACGAGGAUGAGGUUUGGAAGACGCAUAUCAAGAAAGCGGAUCUUGCGAUCGAAGCUGUUUUUGAGGACUUGACGCUCAAGCAUAAAGUGCUGUCGGAUCUUGAGAAGUACGUGUCAGAUGACUGUGUGAUUGCGACGAAUACGUCGGCUCUAUCGAUUGCUGACAUUGCAUCGGCUUGCAAACGCCCCGAGAACGUGAUUGGCAUGCACUACUUCUCGCCUGUCCCGAGCAUGCCGCUGCUAGAAAUCAUUCCUCAUGCUGGCACGAGCGAUGCUACUGCUGCAAAGGCUGUUGACUUGGGACUACGUCAAGGUAAGACAGCCAUCGUGGUGAAGGACGUGCCGGGGUUUUACGUGAACCGAUGCCUCGGCCCGUACAUUGCUGAGACGUUGGCGCUGGUGGGGGAUGGCGUCGACCCGGAAAAGCUCGACAAGCUCAUGGUGUCAUGGGGUCUACCCGUAGGUCCCAUUACUCUCGCCGACGAGGUGGGCCUCGACGUAGCCUACCACGUCAAUCAAACGCUGUCAAAAGCGCUCGGCGUUCGCAUGGAAGGAGGCGAUGCUAAGCUGUUUGAAGAGAUGAUUGGUCAGGGAUUUUUGGGCAAGAAGUCGGGGAAAGGCUUCUUCGUGCAGCCUCCAAAGGGUAAGAAGAUUAAGAAGUCUAUCAAUGCUGGUGCCAUGGAGCUUGUGAAGAAACUCCAAAAGAACGAUCUUCAACUCAGCGACGAAGAAACCGUGAACCGACUAAUGGCUCGUUUCGUAAACGAGGCAGUCUUGUGCGUGCAGGAUGAUAUUAUUGCGUCUCCCUCGGAGGGUGACAUUGGCGCCGUGUUCGGCAUCGGCUUCCCGCCUUUCAUCGGCGGUCCGUUUCGUUAUGUGGACAAGGUGGGCAGCACGCAGUUCACGGAGAUGAUGCAGCGCUUUGCCGAUCAAUACGGUGAGCAGUUUGCUCCUGCACCGCUGCUACAAGAUAUGGCCAAGACCAACAAGAAAUUCCACAGCAAUUAG